Cuscuta europaea is the source of this 2687-nucleotide messenger RNA. The record is from the annotation of a GenBank genome assembly. Lineage: Eukaryota; Viridiplantae; Streptophyta; Magnoliopsida; Solanales; Convolvulaceae.
AAAUAAUUUCUCAGUCGUGUAGCCGUAUCGCACUGCUUCGAACAAGGGAACGAAUACUCUCGCAUGUGUCUUACCGUGCGCUUUUACUUGACAGAGAAAAGAAACACGAAAAUAAAUAUAAAAGCCCUAAUUUCAUCGAAGAUGUUUCACUUCAAUCUCGCAGAUUCGCAUUACGUAUUCUCUCCUCGUUUCCGAUACAUUUAUCCAAUCAGAUACUAUUCGUUUUCCUCUGUUUACAGGUGAUGUCAUAAAGUGGCUCAGAAGUAAGGAUUGCCCCUCUUUUUGGACCCAAGGGCGCUUGCGGGAAUGCGGGCUGAAUAUCGAAAUACUUGGUAUCAUCGAUUCAACAAACGUGAUGUCUAACUUACGUAUCAUUAUUGGAGUAUAGGCUUGUGGAAUUAAAGCUGAUAUGUCUCCAGCAUCUAGAUCUAUGUCCAAGGAUAAAAGGGCAACUGCCAAAAAAGCUCCUAAGCCCCAACCAAAAUCUUCAGGCCAUGCAAAUGCUGGUGGUGGGAUCCCUACCAGUGGAUACAGUCCUCUUUCUGGAACAUUCCACACACUGGACUUAGCUCCCAUAUCUUCCGAUACUCUUGUCAAUGGUCGUAUCCGAAACAUAGAAGAGGCAGAUGCUAACUCAUCUGGAAACAUUGCCGAGUAUGAUUCCAUUUCCAACAGCGAAAGCUGGUCUGGGUGCGAGUCAGAGGACCAUAAUAAAGAGAAAAUCUCUCACCCCCCUGCUCCAAGGCAAGAGACAAUAGUACUACCCAUUGCCGAAAAUGAAAAGCGUGAAAAAAUCCGUCAAAAGAAUGAGAAAAAACAUCAACGUCAAAAGGAAAGGCGGGGCCCAAGAAUUGCAUGAAAAGUGCAGUGGCUUUCUCAUGUCAAGAAAGGUGGACACACUUGCUCAGCAACUCGUGGCGAUGGGCUUCUCUCAAGAACGAGCCACCAUAGCCCUUGUUCUGAAUGAAGGCAGGUUGGAAGAAUCGGUAGCAUGGCUAUUUGAAAGCGAAGAAGCAGAUAAACGAAAUGAACAUAGAGUUGGUGGCGGUAAUAAUAAUCUAAGGAUCAAUAUAUCAGAAGAGCUUUCCCAUAUUGCUGAUUUAGAACUUAAAUACAAAUGUUCCAAGCAGGAGGUGGAAAGAACUGUGGUUGCUUGUGAAGGUGACCUUGAGAAGGCUGAAGAGACUUUGAGGGCACAAAAGCAGGAACCUUUUCUGGUCCCAUUAAAGCCAGAAGAGAACAGUUAUCCUCCUACAAUAAGAGUUCCAAUAGCUGCUGGUAGUCAUUAUCAGAAUCCAAUAAUGGCACCGGUCAAAGCCCCUCCACCCACUCCAAUUCAGCAGAAAACAGAUGAGAAGGACUUUCAUAAUGCAAAAGUCACCAUCACAGCAAGUUCUAUAGUAGAUCCGCAAUUAUUGAAGAGAGUUGGACCUAAAACAGAGUGGGCUAAGCCACCGCCAAAAUCAAUUGCGGUUACUGAUACACGGUAUGCAGGGGCAGGGGAAGGAGGAUCAAAUCCUUCUCAUUCUCAUUCUUCUUUGCAAGCCGCCACAACAAUUCCACACACAAAGACAGAAGCUCCUCUGCAUUGUAGUGUUGGGAAUGAAUUGAAUAGUUUGCAGCAGCUAGGGAGUGUAACAGGGAUGCAGCGACCUCAACCCAAACCCAAACCCAUCAUGAACAACUCCAACCGUAUGAGGUCAUCUCCACUUGGGAAUGGUGGUGUGAGUUGGUAUCCGAGUUUAGAAACGAUGAAGCCAAGAGCGCUGAUGCCACACAUUCUUGGCUCAAGGAGUCUAAAUUCCUCAAAUGCUGCUUCCCGUACAAACCAAUUGUAUAAUGACCAACUCCACUAUCAACAACAGCCACUUGUUGUAUCAAGCAAUGGUGGCUCACUGGAGUCCUCUGGAACAAACAGGAGUGAUAGUUUGUGGAAUGUGCACCAAACCCUCGCUGCAACCUCUCUUCGGCCUUACUCUGGCAUUGGAACCAAUCCUCCAUCCGGCCCCACAUCACCACUCAUUGACUGGAAACGCGGUUUCCCUAUGCCGCAGUUUGAUUACAAUAAUGUGGACUGGCGUUUGGAUUCUGGGUCAUCAUCAUCAUGGAGAUCAGGAGGAGAAUGGCUCACAAAUAACUCAUAUAUGCAAAACAACACCAACACAUAUGAUUCAUUUACCAGUAGACAUGGUGCCCAGGUGGCUGCUACUAGACCACCUAUUUGGUCCAAUGGGGUUUCUGCAAUUCCUCAGACGCAGGGUGGAGUAGGCACAACAGUAGGUGGACUGCUGGAGCGGGCUUCUCCUUUUGAAGAGAAAGACCUUUCUGGAUUAUCCCGACCGUUCAUUCAUUCUCCUCAGUAGAGAUGUUGAGUGAAUUGGAAAAAACACCAUGAUGUGAUUGGCUCAUGUGAUACAUGCUUUUGUUCUCUGCUAAUUGGUGGAUCAAUCUUAAUGGAAAGGGCAUGAAAGUACCUUUGUUUGCAAUGUUCUUUCUGUAUUUUUUUUUUACAAUUUUAGCCUUUUGUUUUACAUGUCGGUUCUGAUGCAGUUCCAAAGUCCGAGUCCACCCUAGACGUAGCAAGGAAAGUGAUUACUGCUACCUUUUUAUUUACUGAAGGAACCCAUACACAACUCAUGAGGAUUAUUCAAAGUUGGAAAAAAAUAGAAAUUGAUAAAAUGCAAAUA